CUAAGCCUUGUGGGGAAACGAGACCACGUGAUCGGAUAAGCCGCGUUUUCCCUUUGAGCCGGAACAGGAUGACUGCGUUGACCGAUGAUGGGCAGCCAAACGGACCAAUCGGCUGCCUAGAACGAGACGUUGGUGUUUGAAAUCAGCCAAUGACAAGCAUACGCUGCGGUUCCCUCCCCUCCCCUUUCGCCCAUCCCGAGAGUUCUCCGAGGGACACAGGAAGGCGGCGGGGAGCAACGGAGACUGGUGGAGACGUUGCUUCCGAAAUCUGCUCAAGAUGACCGGCUCUAACGAGUUCAAGCUGAACCAGCCUCCCGAGGAUGGCAUCUCCUCGGUGAAGUUCAGCCCCAACACCUCCCAGUUCCUGCUGGUCUCCUCCUGGGACACGUCCGUGCGCCUGUAUGAUGUGCCAGCCAACUCCAUGCGGCUCAAGUACCAGCACACCGGCGCGGUCCUGGACUGCGCUUUCUACGAUCCAACACAUGCCUGGAGUGGAGGAUUAGAUCAUCAAUUGAAAAUGCAUGAUUUGAACACUGAUCAAGAAAAUCUAGUUGGAACCCAUGAUGCCCCCAUCAGAUGUGUUGAAUACUGUCCAGAAGUGAAUGUGAUGGUUACUGGAAGCUGGGAUCAGACAGUUAAAUUGUGGGAUCCCAGAACUCCUUGUAAUGCUGGAACCUUCUCUCAGCCUGAAAAGGUGUACACUCUCUCAGUGUCUGGAGACCGGCUGAUCGUGGGGACGGCGGGCCGCAGAGUGUUGGUCUGGGACUUACGGAACAUGGGCUAUGUGCAGCAGCGCCGAGAGUCCAGCCUCAAGUACCAGACCCGCUGCAUACGGGCCUUCCCAAACAAGCAGGGUUACGUGUUAAGCUCUAUUGAAGGGCGGGUGGCAGUUGAGUACUUGGACCCAAGCCCUGAGGUACAAAAGAAGAAGUAUGCCUUCAAAUGUCACAGACUCAAGGAAAAUAAUAUUGAGCAGAUUUACCCAGUCAAUGCCAUUUCCUUUCAUAACAUCCACAAUACGUUUGCCACAGGUGGUUCUGAUGGGUUUGUAAAUAUUUGGGAUCCCUUUAACAAAAAGCGGUUGUGCCAGUUCCAUCGGUAUCCUACUAGCAUCGCCUCACUUGCCUUCAGCAAUGACGGGACUACACUUGCAAUAGCAUCAUCAUAUAUGUAUGAAAUGGAUGACACUGAACAUCCUGAAGAUGGUAUCUUCAUUCGCCAAGUGACAGAUGCAGAAACAAAACCCAAGUCCACCUAGUCACCUCGUGAAAGUGAUUUCUCUGUGGAAUGCUGUUCGCUUCCAAUGAGCUUACCCCUAAGGGAUGCCUCACGGUCAUUGUGGACACGUUUUUUAGGAUGUGGUUUUCUGUUUUCUGUCUUACAAGAAACUGGUCAGUGUGCCAUUUAGUGCUUGUUGUGUGUAGGAUUAGGAGCCUGCGUGAUCUUGUGCAGUACUCGGAAGAACUUUGUGUCCCUACUCCCACCCACCCCCACCCCAGUAAGCCCAGUUGCUGUUUAUGAGUAGCUUGUGCUAUUUUUGUAUUAUAAUCUAAACCUCUUCUUUCUGUGCUGCCUAAUAAAUCAGAGAUUCAGAACCCUUAAAUAUUGGGUGUUUUUAAAUGUUGGUUAUUAAUGUAAUUUACUACUGAAAAAGGCUUUAUAAAGCAAAAUUCCCUUUAUCAAAGCAUGUUGGGGAUGGCAUUUUACCUUUAGAUCCACACUGCCUCAUUUAAUUAUGGCUACUUUGAUGUGCAUUGGGGAUUCAGUACUGGAUAAAGUGAUCUGUUGGAGUUCUGCUAUUUCCCUCAUGCCCCUUUGCUGGACCAGCAGGGCCCUCAAGCUAACUCAGGACAGACACAGACUCGUGGAAGUUGGCGGGUGCCCUUUGGCAUGACACUCUGCCAGUGCCAGCACGUAGAGUUCAUGUAACUCACACAUCCCUGUGCUCAUGAAACUGUCCUAUCCACACACAGCCAAACGGCGGACCCUUUUGUACUUAUCCAUCAAAUGCUAAAUCUAAGCAAAACCCUUGGGUCAGUAAAUAAUGUAAUACCAAGGUACUAACUGAUUAUAUUGGUUCUUUAGUGUGAUUAUAUGCUUUUUAAAUUCAUAGCCAUUUGGCUGAGGAGAAAGCAUCCAUUUAAAACGUGGUGUAGCUAAGCGAGAAUUAAUACAGUA
This is a messenger RNA of Choloepus didactylus (southern two-toed sloth), 2178 nucleotides long. RefSeq names its product BUB3 mitotic checkpoint protein (gene BUB3). The transcript has 8 exons. Gene Ontology annotation, biological process: mitotic spindle assembly checkpoint signaling. Gene Ontology annotation, cellular component: bub1-bub3 complex; kinetochore; mitotic checkpoint complex. NCBI's taxonomy places the organism in Eukaryota, Metazoa, Chordata, Mammalia, Pilosa, Megalonychidae. Bases 278 to 1258 code for a protein of 326 amino acids. The record is from RefSeq and is a predicted model, not a curated record. Gene Ontology annotation, molecular function: ubiquitin binding.